Pocillopora damicornis (cauliflower coral) is the source of this 768-nucleotide messenger RNA. Its product is annotated as tyrosine kinase receptor Cad96Ca. Gene Ontology annotation, cellular component: plasma membrane; signaling receptor complex. NCBI's taxonomy places the organism in Eukaryota, Metazoa, Cnidaria, Anthozoa, Scleractinia, Pocilloporidae. Gene Ontology annotation, molecular function: ATP binding; transmembrane receptor protein tyrosine kinase activity. Gene Ontology annotation, biological process: cell surface receptor protein tyrosine kinase signaling pathway; multicellular organism development; positive regulation of kinase activity. The record is from RefSeq and is a predicted model, not a curated record.
AAGGAAACUUGUAAAGUGACCGACUUCGGAAUGGCCAGAGAUGUGCAGAAGGAAAAUAUUUAUGAACGUAAGACUAAGGGCCGUCUUCCAGUGAAGUGGACAGCUUAUGAGGCCUUGAUGUAUGGUAAAUAUACCACCAAAAGUGAUGUAUGGAGUUAUGGAGUUUUGCUGUACGAGAUUUUUACCAUAGGCGGUUCACCUUACCCACGAAUGGAUGGAAGAAAAAUUGCAAACUUACUUCAGGAUGGAUACAGGAUGCCUAAACCACAACACGUCGAUGAAGAAUUGUAUCAGAUUAUGAUGAAAUGCUGGAAGAAUGACCCAGAUGCAAGACCAACUUUUACUGAAUUGAAAAGUCAGCUUAAGGACAUGGAAACCCUACACAAGAAGCUGAUCAACAUGACUAUGUACGACAAGCAGUUGUAUGCAAAUGUCGAGGAUUUAAUAGUGUAGUUAGAUACACGUCCGUGAUGUAUGACUGACUAACAGUUUGAACACUUUGCCACAACAAGUUUCAUGGAUGAAUGAUCAUUUCCUUACACACGUACUUGGUAGAAAUAUCCAUGUUGUGUUAAGCAGUUAGGCUGCAACGCUGUAACUCAAUUGAUUUUAUACUCUUAAACGCUGUAACGCUUUUAUCAGUUUACCGAUAAAGUAUAAUCUCAUUUUCUCUUUAACAUGUUUAGCACUUACACGCAUGCUCGACACAAGCGUUUGAAUUCAGUUUAUUUUCUGACUCAAUUCUGAAAGGCAGGACAGUGCGGAAAA